Salarias fasciatus (jewelled blenny) is the source of this 875-nucleotide messenger RNA. RefSeq names its product ubiquitin-conjugating enzyme E2 L3. Lineage: Eukaryota; Metazoa; Chordata; Actinopteri; Blenniiformes; Blenniidae. The record is from RefSeq and is a predicted model, not a curated record. The transcript is spliced from 4 exons. Bases 103 to 567 code for a protein of 154 amino acids.
GGUGUUGAUUUUGGGUAACGGUAACGGCCGCCCGGACCGAGGCCCGGGACCGGGCCCAUAUUCCCCGCGCGGUGAAUUCUGGGAGCACACAGUAGUUUCAAGAUGGCGGCGAGCAGGAGGCUGGCCAAGGAACUCGAAGAAAUUCGUAAGUCUGGAAUGAAAAACUUCAGAAACAUUCAAGUUGAAGAGUCGAACCUAUUGUCAUGGCAAGGCCUCAUCGUUCCUGACAACCCUCCUUAUGACAAAGGUGCAUUCAGGAUCGAGAUCAUCUUCCCCACCGAGUACCCCUUCAAGCCCCCCAAGAUCACAUUCAAGACCAAGAUCUACCACCCCAACAUCGACGAGAAGGGCCAGGUCUGCCUGCCCGUGAUCAGCGCAGAGAACUGGAAGCCCGCCACCAAAACCGACCAAGUCAUCCAGUCGCUCAUCGCCCUGGUGAACGACCCGCAGCCGGAGCACCCGCUGAGGGCCGACCUCGCAGAGGAAUACUCAAAGGACCGUAAAAAAUUCUUGAAGAAUGCUGAAGAGUUUACGAAGAAACACGGAGAGAAGCGGCCAAUGGACUGAUCACCUGGCCGGCUCGUAGCCCCUCUCUGCCCCCAAACCAAACCCCCAUCCCCCUUCUCCCCUCUUCUCCUGCUCUCAUCUCACUCCUCCUCCUCCUCCUCCUCACAGCCGUGGAGUCGCCCAGCUGAAUCCGGCCCCCCACCUCUGCCCCCCCAUCCAGGACUUGUGGAUCAGACAGCCCCCCCUCCCCCCCAGCCAUACGUCUCCAAACCAUUUCUAACUUUCUACUCUUUGUUAAAGUGGAAGAAGCAGAAGGGUGGAGUUGUCUGUCCCUCCGUCUCAUCACCUCCUCCGUCACUCAAACCUGA